AUGUCAAGUCCCGCUAAGAAGAGGAAGCUGAACAAUGGUUCUAAAAGCGCCAACGGGGCCUCCAAGGGCCUCGAGUUCUUUUUCAACAAGCAGAAACAGAGCGUACCAACCGACACUCUUCAACAACAGCCCGUGGCUGCGGCACGGGAUCAGGAGCUCACAGAUGAGCAGUUAGCACGGAAACUGCAAGACGAGUGGAAUCAAGAAGAGACCUCAAAUGCAGACGCGGACCAGUCCGGCGGGGUCUUGGAAGCCGAAAAGCAGGCAGCUACUGCGGCCUCUAACCCAGUGGCUCCCACAGAGCAGUCAAAUGCAGGACUUGGGGUAGGGAAUGAAUCGCCUGCUACUGCGAGUGGUCAGAAGAAGACCUUGACUUUGCAGUGCGCAGGCUUGGCUGAGGACUCGAUAACCUCGACGAUACCGUUCGAUGAAUCGCCUCUACAGUUUGACCCGUCCAAGUACGCUGGUGAACUGCAGACUGCUUGGUCUGGGGAAGGAGGCGACGCGACAUACGCACUUCUUACCAGGUGCUUUGUUCUUGUCAGCGCCACAGCGAGCCGGAUCAAGAUUGUAGACACUUUGGUCAAUUGCUUGAGACUCCUCAUCGAGACAGAUCCGUCCAGUCUCCUGCCAGCAGUCUGGCUGGCGACCAACUCCAUCUCGCCACCUUACAUUUCACUUGAGCUCGGACUCGGCGGAUCGGCUAUCUCGAAGGCUUUAAAACAGGUCUGCGGGCUCGACAGUCGAUCGCUAAAGGCCAUCUACGACAAGUACGGCGACGCAGGAGAUGUCGCUUUCGAAGCCAAGAAGAAGCAAAGCUUUACUUUGAGGAAGCCCAAGCCUCUCACCAUCAAAGGCGUGUAUCAGAGUCUGGUAAAAAUAGCCAACAGCCAGGGCCAUGGCAGCGGCGAGGCUAAGCAACGACUCGUUGAUCGAUUGCUACAAGAUGCACGAGGUGUCAGGUCUCCCAAGGACUUGGCAAAACUCCGAAAAGAAGAAUUGGCGGAAGUAUGGAGUCGCCCGGAAGAGAUAGUCAAGGCCUGCUUUGCCAAGCGACCAAACUACAACGAUCUCAUACCCGUGCUCCUCGAAAUUGGUGUUUGCGAGGAGCUAUUGGGGCGAGAUUUUGCCUGUGAAUUCAAGUACGAUGGACAGAGGGCGCAAAUACACUGCGAUGACGAGGGGAAAGUCUCUAUCUUUUCCCGACAUUUGGAGCUCAUGACAGACAAGUACCCAGAUCUCGUAGAGAUGGUGCCCAAGAUAAGGGGCGAUGGUGUCAGAAGCUUCAUUCUGGAGGGAGAAGUUGUGGCGGUUGACCGAGUGACAGGAGAGCUCAAGCCAUUUCAGACGCUCGCAAAUCGAGCAAGGAAAGAUGUCGCGAUAGGCAGUAUUGCGAUUGACGUCUGCCUGUUCUCAUUUGACCUCAUGUAUCUGAAUGGACAGCCGCUGCUUGACAGGCCAUUCCGCGAGCGAAGAGAGCUCCUUCGAUCUCUGUUUGUCGAGAUACCCCAUCACUUCACUUGGGUGCAAAGCUUGGAUGCUACGUCAAGCGAAUCAGAAACCGUCCUCGACUUUUUCAAGCAAGCGACAGAUGUCAAGUGUGAGGGCAUCAUGGUCAAGAUCUUGGACAAUCUCGAGGCGGUUCCACAUAUGGGCAAUGGAGACGAUUCCACCAAAGACACACCUUCGACCCCGAAGAGCAAAGCCAGAGCAAAGUCGAAAGUCAAGGGCAGUGCCGAUGACGGCGAAGAGAGGAAGUCACGUCGAAAACCACUGCUAGCAACGUACGAACCUGAUAAGCGUCUCGACUCAUGGCUCAAAGUUAAGAAGGAUUACAACUCGAAUUUCGAUACCCUCGAUAUGAUACCGGUAGCAGGUUGGCAUGGCCAGGGUCGCAAGGCCAAAUGGUGGUCGCCCAUCCUUAUGGCGGUGCGCAACGAAGAUACCGGUUCGCUGGAGGUUGUGACGAAAUGCAUGUCCGGCUUCACCGAUGCGUUCUACAAGGCGAACAAGGAGUUCUACGACAAUGGUGAGGAGAGUGUUGAGAUGAGGAACACGCACGUUCAGAAGCCAAGCUUUGUGGAGUAUUCCGGACCGAGUCCAGAUAUAUGGUUCGAGCCCCAAGAGGUUUGGGAGAUGGCGUUCGCGGAUAUCACGCUCAGCCCCACAUACACGGCUGCUAUUGGACUUGUGAGCGACGAGCGAGGAUUGAGUAUGCGCUUCCCGCGAUUCUUGAAGAAGAGGGAGGAUAAGGGUGUUGAUGAGGCCAGCACGAAUGAGUUUCUGGCCUCACUUUGGCGGAAACAGGAGGCCAAGGCAGUCGCAAACGGGGCCACUGAGGGACCCAAAGACGAUGUAGAGGAUGAACCAUAG
Messenger RNA from Emericellopsis cladophorae, 2373 nucleotides. RefSeq names its product DNA ligase-like protein. Bases 1 to 2373 code for a protein of 790 amino acids. The transcript is spliced from 3 exons. The record is from RefSeq and is a predicted model, not a curated record. Gene Ontology annotation, molecular function: ATP binding; DNA binding; DNA ligase (ATP) activity. Gene Ontology annotation, biological process: DNA recombination; lagging strand elongation; mitochondrial DNA repair. Gene Ontology annotation, cellular component: DNA ligase III-XRCC1 complex. NCBI's taxonomy places the organism in Eukaryota, Fungi, Ascomycota, Sordariomycetes, Hypocreales, Bionectriaceae.